CACUCGUCUUUCUUUCUCUUCAUCAUCCAGAUAUCCUACUCCACAGCUGCUGAAGCUUCUACUCCUCUAUUUUUUGGUUCUUCUGCGUCUUCACUGCUACUGCAUCGUUUUUUUGUCCCACUUCCCACUUUUUUCGUCUGCCAUGUCUACAUCAAGUGCUUCCAUACUUUUGCGACAAUACAAAGAACUCAACGAUCCUAAAAAGGGCAUACCUUCUUUUCAUAUCGAGUUAGAAAAUGGCAAUAUAUUUUCUUGGAUAGUUGGUGUCAUGGUCUUAAAUGAAGACAGCGUCUAUCAUGGAGGCUAUUUCAAAGCUCAAAUGAAAUUCCCAAACGAUUUUCCUUAUUCUCCCCCAACUUUCAAAUUCACUCCCCCAAUUUACCAUCCAAACGUUUAUAAAGAUGGAAGAUUGUGCAUCUCUAUCUUGCAUCAAUCUGGUGACCCAACCUCUGAAGAACCCGAUGCUGAAACUUGGAGACCCACUCAGAGUGUUGAAAGUGUCUUGGUCUCCAUAGUUUCUCUCCUAGAAGAUCCAAAUAUCUCCUCUCCUGCUAAUGUUGAUGCUGCUGUUGAUUGGAAAAAGAACAGGUCGAGUUACAAUUCCAAAGUCAAAACAGAAGUCGAAAGAUCUAAACAAGAUAUCCCUGACGAUUUUAUCAUGCCCACCUCAAAAACAGCUUAUAGCGCUUCUAAUCCAAUCAACUACGAUAACAAUGAUAUCGAUGAAGAUUUUUGGUAUAGCAACGAUGAGAGCUUCGAUGAUGAUGACGAUAAUAUUCUAAUGAACGACUUUUCAGAUAACGAUAUGGAAGACGAAGAAUACGAAGAAGAAGAUGAUGACUAUUCUCAAACUCAUAACUCAAAUACAAAUAAUAAUAGUAAUAGUAAUAGUAAUAACAAUCAAGAUAACGCUAAAAUAUCAAAAGCAAUAAAUAUUUUGAGAAAUCAAAAUCAACAAAUAUCAUAAUCAAUUCUCUUACUUCAUCACUAUAAUAAAUUCUUUUUUUAUUAUUAUUAUUAAUUUUUCUUUACAAUUAAUUAACUAAUCAAUUAAAUUUUUAUUAUUAUUACCCUAUUAUUAUUACUAUUAUUAUUACUAUUAUUAUUACCAUUCCCAUUUCCAUUUCAG
Ascoidea rubescens DSM 1968 is the source of this 1129-nucleotide messenger RNA. It is a transcript of the gene CDC34, whose product is annotated as SCF E2 ubiquitin-protein ligase catalytic subunit CDC34. The transcript has a single exon. Lineage: Eukaryota; Fungi; Ascomycota; Saccharomycetes; Ascoideales; Ascoideaceae. The record is from RefSeq and is a predicted model, not a curated record. Gene Ontology annotation, molecular function: ubiquitin conjugating enzyme activity. The coding region runs from base 143 to 967 and encodes 274 amino acids. Gene Ontology annotation, biological process: proteasome-mediated ubiquitin-dependent protein catabolic process; protein polyubiquitination.